AUGUUCAGAAUACAACCUUUAACAGCAGCAUUACGGUCUGCUCACACACAUAGCUUCAAAAGUAGACGAACAGGGAAAAUUUGCGGUAACUGUGUGUUGCCAAGGCAGAGUUGGAGGUAUGAUGUUGCGUUGGGGAAAAAUUUUCACAAGAAAAUAGGACAGAAGAUUGGUUUUGAUAUGGGUUUUGAGUCUAAACUCAUAUUGGCUUCCUUAGGACAAAGACAGAGGAAACUAGACAAUAAGAAAAUGAAACAACUAUCGGAAAUAUUUGCUAUAAAGUUUGAAGAAGUCGUCUCGGCUAAUGAAAAAAUUGGAAAUUUGCAUGUUCGGUUUGGUCAGAUCAAAGUCAACAGCAGUUUCACAGAGUUGACGAUUGCAUGGAUUUGUAAUGGAAAGAACGAUGAAGAAAUUCAAAAAGUAUUGGACGAAGAGAAAUUCGUUUUGAGAAAAGUUCUCGCGGAAUCAAUUGGAUCUAACUGUCCGGAAAUACGGUUUGUUCCAGAUAGAACAGAACUUUUAUUGGAGGAAAUGAAUGAGCUGUUCCGGAAAGCCAAAACGGAUUUGGCUUGA
Molecule: messenger RNA, 570 nt
Organism: Auanema sp. JU1783
Lineage: Eukaryota; Metazoa; Nematoda; Chromadorea; Rhabditida; Rhabditidae
Source: the annotation of a GenBank genome assembly